AUGUCUUCUUCAACUUUUUGCUUUUUAAUUGUAGCUGCUUUAAUUGCCCAGAUUGUGGUUUCUGCACCUCCACCUCCUGCUGAUAAGACAGUCGAUAAGAGACAUGCCACAUGCUGUGCUCCAGUUUAUGCAGCACCUGUUUAUGCGGCACCAGCUUAUGCCCCUGCUUAUUAUGCUCCUGCUGCCCCAGCAAGCUCCAGCUUCGUUUCUGGAGGUGGAGCAAGUGGAGGAGGAGGAAUCCAAAGCGUAAUUGGUGGAGGAUAUGGCCUUUCUGGAUCUUCCUUUGUUGCUGGAGGAGGCGGCAGUGGGGGAGGUAUUCAAAGCGUUAUUGGAGGUGGCUCUUCAUUUGUAGCUGGGGGAGGUGGGUACGGAUAUGGACAUGGAGGAUACGGUUAUGGUGGAUAUGGAUAUGGAAGACGUUAA
Messenger RNA from Meloidogyne enterolobii, 423 nucleotides. Lineage: Eukaryota; Metazoa; Nematoda; Chromadorea; Rhabditida; Meloidogynidae. The record is from the annotation of a GenBank genome assembly.